This is a messenger RNA of Lolium perenne, 2124 nucleotides long. RefSeq lists its product as uncharacterized. NCBI's taxonomy places the organism in Eukaryota, Viridiplantae, Streptophyta, Magnoliopsida, Poales, Poaceae. The record is from RefSeq and is a predicted model, not a curated record.
AUGAUAGGAUCUGGCCCUUCACCAACUUCACGCACCUCAGUUCAGAAGGUUUUGUCAGUUAUAUCCCAGUUUACUGAGUAUAAGAAAUUUCUUGUUGAACAGACUGGGUUUGCUGGCAUACUAAAGUUGCCACAGAUUACUAGGCUGAACCUUAGAUUUAGCAAAUGGCUCCUGCAGAAAAUAGAUGUAGGCAACAGAUCAAUAGUUUUUGGUGAAAAUCCAACUAGGCAGAUAAGGUUCUUUGCCGCUGAUGUCCACAAGGUUUUUGGUAUACCAUGUGGACCACGCGAUAUCCACGCACCUGAAUCACAAUGCUCUCCCAACACUAUUAAAUUCAUUAGAACUGCUCUUGGGAUGAAUGACAAGGGUAACCAGAUUCUGAAGGUCUCUGAAAGUGUUAUAGCUAGGCCGCUGGACGAGCACACAUCCAGCAACCUAGAGAAAGAUUGUUUUAAAAUCGCAUUUGUCAUUUUUUUGAUGGGACACUUGCUUGCACCAUCCACGAAGCACGACAACAGAUCAAUAGACUUCUGGGGUGCACUAGCCAAUACAGACAACAUCCAAGAUUUCAACUGGUGUGAGUAUGUCCUGCAAGAUUUGUUCGCCGCCGUCAGAACUGUCAAGGAUGACAUUGCGAAAAACCGCACCAGUACCCACCUAUACGGCUGCCAUCUGUGGGCACAGGUUUUCUACCUCGACAACCUUGAACUAGGAAUUUUUAACCUCCGACAUUCAGUCAUGCCCCGUGUAGCUGCAUUCGACGACACACAGAUGAGGCGAAUGAUACUGCAGUGCUCAACAACAAUAAACGGUGUGGAGCAAUGGAGUUGUGCAACCGUCCGGGAUGCAUCGCAAAUAUGCUAUACGAGGGCCAUAUUUGAUUCCCCUCCAGACCAGAUCACUCCUACCAUUUCCAGAAGCAGGCCGCCUGUGUUUCCUCACCCUACAGCAACACUAACCGGAGAGCACAGAUCUCAAACUUGUUCGGCACAAACCAAGCCGUCCCCGACAAUUCCAAGCACGCAUCUGCUAACAGCUUCCGACUACGCCAACUACAUGAAAGCUACAUACCCACUCCUGGCAUCGAGUGAGCUGGGUAUCAUUCUCAAGCAGCACAAUGCUCUCGAUGUCCAGCAAGCAAAUGCCGCCAGGAACAACAGCAUAAACGAGAGCACACGCUUCCUUGACAAAUUGGUUGAAGUACUAUCAGCUACAUGCAUUUGCUGCAGCCUCCGCUCCCUGCCCUGCUUAGUGCAGCAGAGACCUCAGGAUUCCCACUCAAACUCCUCAGCGAGCAAUUUGUUCAGACGCAGGCUCGACCAAGCUGAUUCUGAUGCUGACAGCUCAUCGACAAGGAGCACAAAGAGGUGCAAGCACAGAGGACCUGCUGACACCGCGCCACAGAAAGAUAAACAAGAAAUGCAAACAGGCAAGGACACUCUGGUAAUCUUUUGGAUCCACCGCUUAGUACUGAUCCAUUUUCCCACAUGUACAGAGCAGGCAGAGUCUGAUUCAUCAUACCUCACACCAAAUGACAAGAUCAUUCGCCACAAAAGUACAAGGGAUGGCAAGAUUAAAAACUGGGCUAGCGCUGUGCGCGACUCAAUCCUGAUGUAUAAUGACGACACAAGCACACCUCGAGAUGCAGUUUUGAUAGGCCAGACUGCAGAACCUCCUACCAAGGCGUGUGCUGAACACACGCACUACGUGAUUGAUCACUGGAGUGCAUUGGCCGAUGUCGAGUACCAAACAAUAGCACAGCAAGACAAGUUGUCCUUUCUGGUCAUGUCAAUCCCGACAACAGACUGUCCAAGGCUGUUCAUGUGUCACCCACACCCCAGGUUCAUCUCAAUGACGGUAAAAUCCAUCACGGACCAACUGGUUGGACACACAUGUCUUGAACACGAGCUUUGCUGCCUCAUUAUCCGCCGUCUACGACAGGUUGACACGACAGUUUUCUAUACUACCACCGAGGGAGAAUGGCGCCACUGGUUCGAAGUUGAUUUUUCGACAACCAUCCUAACAGGCGACAAGGCGUGGGACAUUAAAUCUGUGCAGGACCAGUUUCUCGGCGCCGGGUUUCCGUAUAACAUUGCACUAUGCCGCAUGGUACGCCCAUCAUAA